Messenger RNA from Cydia amplana, 1481 nucleotides. RefSeq lists its product as uncharacterized. The coding region runs from base 136 to 1476 and encodes 446 amino acids. The record is from RefSeq and is a predicted model, not a curated record. NCBI's taxonomy places the organism in Eukaryota, Metazoa, Arthropoda, Insecta, Lepidoptera, Tortricidae. The transcript has a single exon.
GAUCAGCUUACAAUACUUACAAGUACUAUCAUGAAAUUCCAAAUGAAUCAGCGAUUACUAAUAUGUACUAAGACCACUAUAAAACUCGGGGAUGAAUGACUAUUCAUUUCAAACUGCAACUAAGUUCAGAUCACAAUGAACGUAUUAAGUCUACUCGUUUUAAUUCAUGAAGCCCUCUCGGCUGAUAACAGUCUUUAUCACCACACACACAAUUCAGGAUUGACUAAUGGCUACUCUUGCUUAGGAGAUUGCGUGAACAAUGGAUGCAUUUACGACUGGUGGGGCCACAAAGAUAGCUGCACUGUGAGCCAAGUUCCAUCUCCAGUCUUCAAAACUAUUAAAGGAACCAACUGCUACAGCAAUUGUGGAGGAUUCAACGCCGAGCCCUUUGCAUGGUGCGCUACCUUAGUAGACAAUUCUAUCAGUUGGGAAUACUGUACUAGAUAUGAAGCAAGAACUGCCAUCAAGCGAAUCCAAACGGAUAACUACUUGUACAUAUGUACUGAUGAUUGUACCAAACGGAGACAAACUUACAACUGGUGUCACACUCAUAACUCCUGGGAGAAAUGCGACCCAGAACAUGAGGUACUAGUCUUCAACUAUCCUACAGAAAAAUACAAUGAUGAAUGCAUUUCAAGGUGCGUGCUGUACAAAGGCGACUAUAAGUGUUACGACAAGAACAAAGAUUGGAAAAAAUGCUAUUUGAAUCCAGAUAAAAGUCUGAUAUUGUUCCAGUUUGGCCAAAACAUUAACACAGCUUUGCGGUACUUUGGAGUUUUGGGUGAAUCUGGAUAUGAGCAAUGUUCUGAGUCGGAAUAUAGGAAGAAGCGGGCGAUAAACUCACAAUGGCCUUACAUAGAGAGUGUAAGAGAUUUGGUAGCAGAGUUUGAAUCCGGGUUUCCGACUAUCGUUCCUAAUGACGGGGGGCCAGUCCAGUCAUACACAGUGCUACCGAUUUUGGUUCCUGGUCAAGAUGAUAUCAUAAUACCUUUGGCUAUACGAGCUGUGAUUACGAGGAAUCACCUCCGGCCGCCUGGUACCCGAGGGAACAUUCCGUCUACCGUCACAAGGAAUAUCGCAAUGAUGCAUCCUUACAUGGCACGGCUGGAUAGCAACAAUGACGAGCGAGCGCAUCUCUUGGCUUCCGUGCUUGGAGGAGCCAUGGAGCCAUACAACUUUAUUCCACAACCGAGAUCCUUUAAUCGUGGUCGUGGUUCUAGAUGGUAUUUUCUAGAAGGUCUGAUCGCUCGGUUUCUCAGAGAACGAGGCCGGCCUGGACGGUAUGUGGACUGGCAGAUGGCUCUGGCAUAUGACGUGUACUCAGACCGUCCAAACCGGCCAAUAUCAGUGUCUCUGAGCGUGAGGAUGUAUGAGGCGGACGGUACGCUAAACGUCACGUCGGGGGUUUUUGAAAACUUGUAUUUUUCUAAUAAUCCUUUGUGGACUUGUCGCGUCUUCUUUAGUGGAAGCGGUUAGAUCGA